AUGAGCGGUGCAGGUAAGGAGGAGGAGCGACCUAAGCUGGAAAGGUUUGACGGCACACAGCCAUCGACGUACAAGAAGUGGAGACGCAAGGCCAUGCUCAUGCUUAUGGCUUUGCCGACGACUUACACCAAGGACCGUUGGGGUGCAAAGUUGAUGGAGUACUUGGCGGGAGAAGCCGAGGAAGUCUGCGAGGCACUGCCAAUAGAGAAGCUAGUGAAAGAAGGAGGCCACGACUUGGUCUUCGAGGCGCUGGACGCAAAGUACAAGGAGUUGCAGAAGGACGCCUUGCAUAAGCACCUGACGGAGUACUUCUUCGGCACGCAUAUCCGAGCUCAAGAGUCGUUUCGCAACUUGACAGUUCGGCUGGAAACGGCAUAUGCCAGGUUGAAGGAACAUUCGGUGGAGCUGCCGGAGGAAGUGAGAGGGUGGUUUCUUUUACGGAAGCUUCAAUUGGAUCCAACGGCUGAGGCGAUGGUCCUCACCCACACCAAGGGGUCUUUGGUGUACAAGGAGGUGACGGCGGCCAUCACGGCUAUCUUCCCUCAAGGUGUUGCAAAGACUGGUGGGCACAAGAGCCGGGAAGUCUUUGAAGCACACGGUGAUGCAGGUGACGAGAUCGUGGAUCCAGAUGGCGACGAAGGAGAAGAUGUGUUUCAAGCAGUUGCAGAUCAGCUGCAAGCACAGGACGAGUAUGACGAGGAGGACGCCAUUGAAGUCUACGAGACGUACCAAGACAUCCGACGGAAGAUGCAAGCCAAGAAAAUGGGCCGUGGUUACAAGCAGCCCCCACAGUCUUCUUCGAAGUGGACAUUGACAGGAACGGUGCGUGGGAAGAUCGAGCAGAUGAAGUCACGCAGUCGUUGCCACAUAUGCAAUGAGUACGGGCACUGGAAGCGUGAAUGUCCAAAGAAGAAGGUUGGAGCUGCAACCGGUGCGAGGUCAAGCCACGCCAGCGACGCAAUGGUCACCGAUCAAGGCGGCGAUCCUGGUUCGUACGAACUGGGACAGGAGCUCUUCUUGCAGGAGGAAGACAUCGACCAGCUGGAGAUCUACUUAGCUGAGCAAGAUGGCAGAGUCGAUGUAGUGCUCGCUGAUCCGAAUGUACAGGGAGACAACGUAGUGACGGGGGACCUUGAGCAGAGAAUCUUUCAGUUUUUCAAGACAGAGCAGGAUCAGUCUGCAUCCAGCGAGGCAUAUAUGGCGGAUCUUGGUAUCGAUGCUGUGCCCAAGUCUGGAGUGACAGAGAACACGGAAGCCAAGCACUGUUCGGACACCAUGAGCUACCUCAACAACGAUGUGCCGAUGGAGAUGCAGCAGCCCUUUGUCAGGACACCGCUGAUCGACAGCUUGCUGCAGGAAGUGCAGCCACAGCUCGAGGAAGGGCCGAACGAGAUGUCUGCCCAGACGUUGGACCAGAUGUCAGAUCACGAAGAAGACGCGCCAGACGGGCUCGUGCAAGGGCUAAGCGGCAGGACGAUCUUCAAUGUGGGGAAGUACCAAAAGAUGGCUGCCACCAGCUUCGAGGCGGCCUAUGUUCACGACAAGGGCUACGUGGCAUGGGUGAGGAAGUUUGUGAAGGGCGGCAAGCAGGAGACGGGCAAGACGACGCACCCCACCAUGGCACAGUUCAGGCUGUAUAUUGCGCUGAGGGACCAGCGCAAAUCGAGCCGGAUCACCAACGAUACACGACCGGUGGCGCCUCCAAGUGUGAUGCCUCUGCAAGCAAAGGCGAAGGCCAAGGCAAAGUCGAGGACAGCAGUGCCGAGCAGCUCAAGCUCGCAGAGGGCUGGAUACAGCCGUCCAACGGAGGAGCACGAGUGGAUCUUGGCGGCCAAUGUGGAGCAGCCGGAGCCGACGCCUGCGGAGCGGCGUCGCCAGAGGCUUUUGCAGCAGAUCGAGAUGAUGCAGCACGAGCUGGAGCGCGGCAUUCAGAAUUGUAAGAUUCCUGAAGAAAGGGAGCUCGAGGUCUCAUCUGAGACCGAGGUGCUUCUCUUGGAACCAGGAGUAGAGUUGUCAACUGUCGCGGCAGCUGGUCUUACAGUAGACUCAGUAGACCACAUGUUCUCCGAAGGUGUUUUGAGUGCCUCGGCAAUGCGCUCAGCGGAGACUGUGCAAAGUGCCGUGGAAAAGAUUCAGCAAUGCAAGCCUCUGUUAGUUGUGAUCCGGACGCCAGAGCACAUGACAUGUACCCGCGGAAGCCGCGGUCUCUGCAGGACUUACACGACUAGUCAGAGGUGUGCCUUCACUCGCUUAGUUGCGGCAUGUUGUGCUGAGCAGUUGUGUGAGGGUAGGAUGUUUUGCGUGUUUGAAGAGAACGGCAGUCUGAAGUCCGGUGUCAAGUCGUGGUCAAGAGUCAUGUCAGAGAGCAGCGUUGAGGUGUUGAAGAUUGGUGGCGAAGGAAGUGAUGCGACUGUUUACACGAACUGCAGGAAAGUGAAAGGAAGGAUGACGGCAGGAUGGCCACAUGUGCACAGGAGAGAUGAUGAAAGGUGGUUCGGCAAGGACAUUGCUGUUGCCGUGAUGGAGAGAAAGAGAGAGAGACAUGAGGUGAUGGUUGCCCAUUGUGUCUACACGAUUGACGAUAUCAGAGUGAAUGGAGAAGACAGCGACAGGAAGAUCAUGAGUGUUUUGCGGAAGUGUCAUGAGAAUCUUGGGCAUCCUUCAGCUGCGCGUUUGGUCAUGUUGUUGAAGUCUGCACAUGCUAGCGAGAGAGUGAUCAAGUUAGCAAAAGGGCUGGAGUGUGAGACGUGCAGUGCUUUGAGUGCCCGGAAAUCCCACAAAGUUGUCAAGAUGCGCAAGGCUACUGAGUUCAACCAACAGGUGUGUGUUGAUACCUUUGAGUUGGAUGUUAGGCAUGCCAAGAUACACUUCUUGAACAUUGUUGAUGAGGCUACGGGUUUUCAGUUGUGCACUCCACUGUGGAAGGGCAUGCAGGCCAAACAUGUUAGGAACGCGUACCGUAAGAGCUGGAAGCGAUGGGCGGGCGCGCCAAUUAGGCUUUUCAGCGAUGGCGGGAAAGAGUUCGAAGGCGAGUUUGAGCACGGGUUGUCGUUGGAUGGGACUUAUGGCGAUGUGUCAGCGGCGUACGCGCCGUGGCAGAACGGGCUGGCGGAAAGGUCAAAACCUGAGGUUCAAGAACUCGUUGAUCAGGUGAACAAUGCCGUGAACAGCAUGCCUAGGGUCGAAGGUUAUUCUCCUUAUCAGCAUGUGUUCGGUAGAGACAUUAGAAUUCCGGGUAUGAUUACUACCGACUACGACCCUGUGGUGAACUCGUCCUUGGUUGAGGGCGAGAGUGUCUUUGAAAGGCGCAUGGAGUUGAGGAAGGCAGCUCGCAGAGCCUUUGUUGAUGCAGAUUCAGAACAAAAGAUCAGGAAAGCCCUGGAGCAUCGGACAAGGCCAGAGCGUGGUCCCUUCGAGGCAGGGCAGAUGGUGUAUUUCUGGCGUAAGAGUCGGUUCGAGUCAAAGUGUCAUUGGCAUGGUCCUGCUGUGGUGAUUGGUAAAAGUGGUCAGUCGAAGGUGUGGGUUGCCAAAGGCACGAAGGUGUACAGAUGUUGUCCGGAGCAGCUGAGAAGGUUGUCGCCAGAGCAGGAAGCAACAAUAAGGCUGUUACCAGCUGAUAUGGUCAUGAUGCGACAUGAAGUAAGUGCUCGUGGUGCUGGCAAUUUCUAUGAUUUGAGCAUGCUUGACAAGCCGCCGGAGUCAGAGGCUGUGGAGCGUGUUGGUGAAAUUGCGCGUGAGAGCCAGCGAGUUGAACAAGUUGCCCACAAUCUGUUGGAAGGCUUGGAAGGCGAAGAGGAAGACGUGGGAAUGCAGCAAGCAGCUGCUGAGCUGCCUGCGGCAGCUGUUGUGAGAAGUGAUGACCCGAGAAGUGAGGAAGGAGCCGGUGCGUCUCCAACAAAGAGGCAACGGGUUGAUCCAGAACCAGGAGGAAUCACUCCCUUGAGUCAGGCUCUCAGGCUUGAUCCGCAGUUGCUCGAUGGGUUGCCGUCACAAGCGGCAAGUUCUUCACAGUUGGGCCGUGCACCCGAGUCGGUGCCAGUGCCUGAUGAGACAGAUGAGGCGAUACAGUAUGACCGCAAGGGCAACAAGCAUGUUGUUGAGCAUGAGUGGAAAAAGGGAGUCUUGUCGAGGAAGCCAAACGCCAGGUGGACAGGUAAAACCAUCUUUCAGCUCAAGCCAGGCUGGAAGUGGAGCAAGCGUGAGGAUGAGUGUUUUGAGGUUGGAAGCGUGAAGAAAGGAAGGAAGGAGUUGAAUGAGCAUGAAAUUGGAAAGGAUAGGAGGUCUGGGUUGUGCCAAGCCAAGUUGAAGGAGUGGAAUAAGCUGUUGCAGAGCGGUGCAAUAGUGGUUCAUCGUGGAAAGAAGGCACAGGAGCUGCGAAGCACAAUCCCACGGAGGCGUUUGUUGAAGUCGAGGUUUGUACUCACCGAGGCCGAGGCUGGCAGCAGUCCACAGACCAAUGACAUUAAGGCCAGAUGGUGUAUCCGUGGUUAUCUUGAUCCUGAUCUGUUGGAAUUGGACACUUGUGCACCCACCCUGUCCUCGGAAGGUUUCUCAGUAGCGAUGCAGUUAAUGGCCAGCCAAGGCUGGCAGGUGACCAUUGCUGAUGUGGAAGGAGCCUUCUUGCGAGGAGACGACUUGAGUCCGAGCCGAGGUCGUCUGUUCAUAGAGUUACCGCCGGGAGGGAUCGAAAGGUACGAUGAAACGUGCCUCGUCGAGGCCGUUAAAACAGUGUACGGCCUGGCUGACGCUCCAAAGGCUUGGUGGACAUGUCUGCAUGGCAAGUUAACCGGACUAGGCAUGCGUGUUUCAGAGUUCGAUCCCCGUGUCUAUUACUACUAUCACAACAACAAAAUCAGUGGCGUGAUAGCUCUUCAUGUUGAUGACCUGUGUAUGGGCGGAGACAAACACUUCCAACAGCAGGUGCAAGUCAAACUUCGUGAGCUGUUUCCUUUUAAACAUUGGAAAACCGGAAAGGGUGAGUUCCUGGGAAAGUGGAUUGAGCAGCAACCUGACGGUAGCAUCAAGAUCUCACAAGAACACUACGCGUCAAACCUGAAGGGCAUCUCCAUUAGUCAAGAAAGAAGAAGACAGAAGGAACAAGAGCUGAGUGAUGCCGAGAGACAGGAAAUGCGUGGUGCAUUAGGAGGGAUCAAUUGGCUUGUUACUAGUAGCAGGCCUGAUCUUGCUGCUUGGUGUUCGCUGUUGCAACAGAAGGUGAACACUGCUUGCGUGAGUGAUCUCAUAGAAGUGAACAAGUUGGUGAGCCUUGCUCGAGAUUACAGCAGGUCCUACGUAUGGAUUAGAUCCAUUCCGAUAGCGGAUGUGCAGUUCUGUGUUCUUACGGAUGCAGCGUGGGCCAACGCUGCAGGAUAUUGCAGCCAAGCUGGCUACAUGAUUGCUAGCUGCGAUGAGCGGUUGGCGCAGGGCAAAUGGGGAACGUUUUCCAUCUUACGAUGGAAGAGCUUCAAGCAGGAUCGGCAAACGCAUUCGACACUGGGUGCAGAAUUGCUGGCCUUAUCGAGAGGGCUAGCUGAAGCCAGAUGGGUACGUUCAAUGUGGUGCGAGGCUGUGCAUAGCAGUUACCGUUUGGAAGAUGAUGCAAAGUGGAGCCACAACGUGCCAAUCACCGCAGUGAUAGACUGUAAACCGGUGUACGAUCAUGCUCGAAGCUCAACAGUUUCCUUAAAGGACAAGCGGAUGGCGAUCGAAAUGUUGUUGCUGAAGAAAGACAUCGGCAAAUACAACAUAUCGCUUCGAUGGAUGGCGACUCACCAGAUGAUCGUUGACGUCUUGACAAAGAAGGGGGCACCGAUGAACUUGUUUCGUAAGGUUCUUAAGGAGGGCAUGUUUGUUUUGGUUGAAGAUGAAGCAGUGAAGUCUGUGACUUUUAAGAAGUCAUAG
Molecule: messenger RNA, 5901 nt
Organism: Symbiodinium sp. CCMP2592
Lineage: Eukaryota; Dinophyceae; Suessiales; Symbiodiniaceae
Source: the annotation of a GenBank genome assembly